Malassezia sympodialis ATCC 42132 is the source of this 915-nucleotide messenger RNA. RefSeq names its product U2 snRNP complex subunit CUS2 (gene CUS2). Gene Ontology annotation, cellular component: U2-type spliceosomal complex; U2 snRNP. Gene Ontology annotation, molecular function: RNA binding. The record is from RefSeq and is a predicted model, not a curated record. NCBI's taxonomy places the organism in Eukaryota, Fungi, Basidiomycota, Malasseziomycetes, Malasseziales, Malasseziaceae. Gene Ontology annotation, biological process: mRNA splicing, via spliceosome.
AUGCAGACGCCCGCGGCACCGGUGCUGAAGCGGCAGAGCAAGAAGCGAAAAGAUGCGCCGGAGGCUGGUCCCGGUGCCGAGGCGGUGGCCCCGCCGCCCGCCGCGCCAGCGCGACGCUCGCGGCCCAAUACGUCCGUGUUUGUGAGUGGUCUGCCGCUCGAUGCGAGUCUGCAUGAGAUUUCCGACGUCUUUGCGCGCUACGGUGUGCUGCUCGAAGACGACGAAGGCAAGCCACGCGUGAAGCUGUACCAUGACGAAGCGACGCAGGCAUUCAAAGGCGAGGCGCUCGUCGUCUACUUUAAGCCAGAGAGCGUCGACCUCGCGAUCCAGCUGUUGGACGACACGCAUCUGCGGGCUGCGUCCGGCGCUACGAACGGGCCACGCAUGCGCGUGCAGCGAGCCGAGUUCCACGAUGAGCCACGGGGCGCCUCGGACGAGCGACGUGAGCUGAGUGAUGCGGACAGGAAGAGUAUUCGGCGUCGCAUGAACCGCAUGCACAACAAAAUCAACGACUGGGACUCGGGUAGCGACGACGAGCGCGUCCCGAGUGGCCCGAGUGCAGCGGCGCGCACGGUCGUGCUCAAGAAGAUGUUUACGCUUGCCGAGCUCGAUGAGGACCCUUCGCUUCUCCUUGACCUUAAGCAGGACGUGCGCGAAGAGUGCGAGACGCUCGGCGAUGUGACGAACGUUGUGUUGUGGGACCGUGAGCCCGAAGGCAUCAUGACUGUGCGCUUCCGCGAGCCGGCGAGUGCGCGUGCGUGCGAGCGGCGCAUGAAUGGGCGCUACUUUGCAGGGCGCCAGAUUGUUGCGGUGCUUGUCGACGGCAAGCCCAAGUUCCGCCGUGUUGCGCACGAUGAGCCGGAGGAGAAUGCACGGCACGACGCAUUUGGGGCGUGGCUUGACCAGGCGCCAUAG